This is a messenger RNA of Coffea eugenioides, 2903 nucleotides long. Its product is annotated as protein fluG. The coding region runs from base 49 to 2583 and encodes 844 amino acids. Gene Ontology annotation, molecular function: glutamine synthetase activity; hydrolase activity. The transcript is spliced from 18 exons. The record is from RefSeq and is a predicted model, not a curated record. Lineage: Eukaryota; Viridiplantae; Streptophyta; Magnoliopsida; Gentianales; Rubiaceae.
AGUACAGAGCAGCAGUACAGUCGCCGAGACAAGCUGGAGAUAGCGAGAAUGGAGAAAUUUGCACAGCUGAGAGAAGCAAUAGAGAGAGUGGAGGUGGUAGACGCCCACGCCCACAAUAUCGUUGCUCUCGAUUCCGGCGUGCAUUUCCUUAGUUGCUUCUCUGAAGCCACCGGUGAAGAGGCUUUAUCCCAUGUGCCGCACACCAUUAACUUCAAGAGGAGUUUAAGAGAAAUAUCAGAACUGUAUGGCACAGAGUCGUCCUUGCCUGCCGUUGAAGAAUUCCGGCGUUCGUCCGGAUUGGAAGUGAUUACGGCGACGUGUUUCAAGGCUGCAAGAAUAUCAACUCUGCUCAUCGAUGAUGGAUUUGAAUUGGAUAAGAAGCAGGAAAUCAAGUGGCACGAGAAAUUUGUACCGUGUGUUAGGAGAAUACUGAGAAUCGAGCGUUUGGCCGAACAGAUACUUGACGAGGGAAGUCCAUCUGGAACAACUUGGACGCUGGACGCUUUCACUGAAAAGUUUGUGCAGAAGUUAAAAUCAUUAUCUGGUGAAGUUGUUGGCUACAAAAGCAUUGCAGCAUACCGCAGUGGUCUGGAUAUUGAUACCAAAGUCACAGUGGAGCAGGCUGAGAAAGGCCUUUACGAUGUUUUAGGAGUUGGAAGUCCUGUCCGCAUUGCAAAUAAAAACUUCAUUGAUUAUGUUUUCACUUGCGCUUUGGAGGUCGCCCUAUGUUUUGACUUACCAAUCCAGAUUCACACCGGUUUUGGGGAUAAAGAUCUUGAUUUGAGACUAUCUAAUCCCCUACAUCUCCGCAACAUUCUCGAAGACAAACGAUUCAGCAAGUCUCGGCUCGUGCUUUUACAUGCAUCUUAUCCUUUUACAAAGGAAGCAUCAUAUCUAGCCUCUGUGUAUCCUCAGGUCUAUCUUGAUUUUGGGUUGGCAAUUCCGAAACUAAGUUUCCAUGGGAUGAUAUCUUCAGUAAAAGAACUCAUGGAUCUUGCUUCAACAAGGAAGGUGAUGUUUAGCACUGAUGGCUGUGCAUUUCCUGAGGCUUUUUAUUUAGGUGCAAAAAAAGCACGGGAAGUUGUGUUUUCUGUUCUACGAGAUGCCUGUAUUGCAGGAGAUCUCUCAAUUCAAGAUGCUGUAGCAGCAGUUAAAGAUAUUUUUGCUGAUAAUGCGAAAGAAUUUUAUAAAAUUAAGGUUGCUGAAAAACCUAUCAAGUCGGAAGUUCUUGCUUUUGCUUCCAAUUUACCCACUGAAAUCAGUGCCUCUGGUGAAGAUCUGGUUCUUGUUCGCAUCAUCUGGGUAGAUGCUUCUGGACAGCAAAGGUGUCGUGUCGUUCCACGGAAACGAUUCCAUGAUGUUGUGAAGAAGAAUGGCGUGGGUCUAGCUUGUGCAUGUAUGGCAAUGACUUCAGCUGUUGACGGUCCUGCUGAUGGGACUAAUCUGAGCGGCGUGGGUGAGGUCAGACUGAUUCCUGAUAUGUUGACCAAAUACACAAUCCCAUGGGCAAAACAGCAGGAAAUGGUUCUAGGUGAUAUGCAUCUUACACCAGGUGAAGCAUGGGAAUAUUGCCCAAGAGAAGCACUAAGACGGGUUUCUAAACUCUUGAGAGAUGAAUUUAACUUGGUAAUGAAUGCAGGAUUUGAAAACGAGUUUGUUCUCUUGAGAAAUAUUGCAAGGGAGGAGAAAGAAGAAUGGGUACCUUUUGACACAAAACCUUAUUGCUCUACAUCAGCAUUUGAUGCCGUAUUUCCUAUACUUCAGGAAGUGACAUCUUCUCUGCAGUCCUUGAAUAUUACAGUGGAACAGCUACAUGCGGAGGCUGGAAAUGGUCAAUUCGAAAUGGCCUUGGGAUAUACAGUUUGUACUAAAGCUGCUGACAACUUAGUUUUUACACGUGAAACAAUUAAAGCUGUUGCAAGGAAACAUGGAAUCCUGGCUACUUUUUUGCCGAAGUAUGCAUUGGAUGACAUUGGCUCUGGGUCACAUGUUCACAUCAGUUUAUCUGAGAAUGGAGAAAAUGUAUUCAUGGCUCGAGGUGAAUCAACUGAGCAUGGGAUGUCCAAUGUUGGGGAGGAGUUCAUGGCUGGGGUGUUAACUCAUCUUCCUUCGAUUUUGGUAUUUACUGCACCAAUUCCCAAUAGUUAUGAUCGGAUACAGCCAAAUACAUGGAGUGGAGCAUACCUUUGCUGGGGUAAAGAAAACAGGGAGGCUCCACUAAGAACUGCAUGCCCACCUGGUGUGCCAAAUGGUGUUGUGAGCAACUUUGAGAUCAAAGUGUGUGAUGGGUGUGCAAACCCCUAUUUAGCCUUGGCUUCUAUAAUUGUUGCAGGGCUUGACGGUCUUCGCAGACAUUUAAAGCUACCUAAACCUGUUGAUCAAAAUCCGGAUAAUCUCAAAGAAGAAAUUCAAAGAUUGCCAAAGUCUCUUUCUGAAUCUCUAGAAGCUCUAGAGAAGGACACUCUGAUGAGGGAUUUGAUUGGUGAAAAGCUCUUAACUGCAAUUAAGGGGGUGAGAAAGGCUGAAAUCAAGUACCAUGCCGAGAACAAGGAUGCAUACAAGAAACUUAUACACAGAUACUAAGGUGACUUUAAUGACCUAGUUAGAUUUCUCGACAAAGAACAGCUGAAUAAUAAAGUCACUGCAUUGGUAAGACUUUGAAACACCAGUUUUGUUGAUUAUUCUGCUAUAACUCUAUUUCAUGCCUCCUCCUAAAAAUGAUUUCAGGACCAAUUGUUUCACAAUAAUUCUAUUUGCAAGUGGUCUGUUUUUGCCCGGAUGUGCAUGUGGCAAAACAUGUUUGCAAUAAUUACUUUAAUUGCAGACAAUUAUCGUAGAAAAGCUUUCAGAAAUUGUGAAGCACUAAAUCAACAUGGUGCCAAAACUGAAAAAGUUGGCAGAUA